GCAGCACCAAACAGGAUCACUGUGUCAGUCCGCGGCAGCCGAUUGGCAUCGGCUGGUUCGCCUCAUCUCAACGGGAUCCCGUGUUACAUUAGAAAGGCGCCCACCUGAUUUCGUCCCUCCUCGGUUCGUAUCCGAGGCGGCUGGCGAUCUCGUACCGCAAUGUAGCAGCCCUCUGCAGCCACAUGACGCCCUCGCUCAUCUAACGACCUGCGGUCACGUGACCACCGUGCCUUUCGCUUUGUCCUGUCAUGAUGUACACUUAGUUGCGCUCAUUGGCAGACUCAACACACGCAGUGGCUCAUCAUUGCGAGGCUUAAAGAGCUUCGACCGACGCCCCAAAGUUUUCUACACUCGUUUUACAAAGAAUUUUUGUCAGCCCCUCUCAACUUUAUUGCUCCGGAGAACGUUUUUAUUUCUCUUCAUCCGCGUCAAAGUAGCUGACCCGCCAUGUUCUCCCGCGGCCGCUCAGGCCCGUCACGGUCGACGCCCGCGAACGUUCUCUGCCAAAAGUGUCUCAAGCGAGGCCACUACUCAUACGAGUGUAAGGCCUCGACGCAAGAACGGCCCUACGUUGCGCGGCCCUCGCGCUCCCAGCAACUGCGGAACCCCAAGCUGCAACCAAAACUCGCCAACACUAGCCUCGAGCCUAUCGAACAACCAAAGAAGGGAAUCGCGGACCAAGAGCUGGCCAAGCGGGAGGCGGAGCGCGAAAGGAAACGGGAGCGGGAUGAGAGGGACGACGAACUCUUGAACUCCCCUAAGCGGCAACGGUCAGCGUCUUUAGGCUCGGUAUCAACAGUCUCCACCAGAUCAUCCCGCCGCUCAGAGUCCCCUGGCCGACGGCCGCGCUCACCAACACCGGAGCGUCGCAAGCCCGUAUCGGACCUCAAGGCUCAGGACAGAGCGAGACCGCGGGCGCGCAGCUAUAGCAGCAGCGGUAGCUAUAGUCGGAGUCCGUCACCGCCGCCGCGAAAACGCGAGCCGCCGUUGGCCCGCAACAGCCGGUCGCCAACUCCGGAGAAGUCUGGGCGACCGUACCGGGUCCGCGACGACGAUUCCCGUCCACGGGCCAGAAGGGAAUCUGUCAAGUCUAGGGAUUCAGCCGGGCCGCCUCCUCGCAGGCAGUACUACUCAAAAUCGCCGGAGCCGGAGCCGAGACGGGGUGGCGAACGAGGCCGUCGGGACCCUUCACCAAGUAGCGGCUACAAGGCUGGGGGAAGGACUCAAGCUCCCGAGCCACCGAGGGAGCGCAGCUUGAGUCCAUUUAGCAAGCGACUGGCAUUAACGAGAGGAAUGCAAGGAGGCGGUAGAUGAUUGGGUAUCAAAUUACGUUCGAACCAGAUGUAUCCCCAGUCUCCGGCAGACUGAACGCCAAACCCAAGAUGCAAAGCAAAACAAUGUAAUACGGCUUGUGCCCCCCGUCAUGCCAGUAGAGCCUCGUCCUCCUCCCGCUCGCGUUUCUCCUCCUCUUCCUCCUCUUGUUGCCGAACCCGCAAGCCUUCGACAAGAGCGACACCGUCCAUGCCUACCGCCUCCCCGUCGGCGCUCCCAUUGGCAGCGGCGCCGCUCUUCUGGGCCGCCUUCUGGGCCCCAGAUAUCCUCUCCCGCACUAGCCUCGCAAUCGC
This is a messenger RNA of Purpureocillium takamizusanense, 1625 nucleotides long. RefSeq lists its product as uncharacterized. The record is from RefSeq and is a predicted model, not a curated record. The transcript has 2 exons. NCBI's taxonomy places the organism in Eukaryota, Fungi, Ascomycota, Sordariomycetes, Hypocreales, Ophiocordycipitaceae. The coding region runs from base 448 to 1314 and encodes 288 amino acids.